UUUGCGCUUGCCAUUAUGCCUAAAAAUUUUAAGCAGCAACAGUUCAUAAAAGCGAGUGUCUUGGCCGAGCGUGAUCUUAUCGGUGAGCACAUUGAUGGAUGCUUUGAAAAGGUGCGCUACAUCCAGGAACAGAUUGUUGAACUGCAGAAAACCAUUGCUAGCGUCGACAAUAAAAAUGCAGAGGUUAGUUGUUUUUUUAUCAACGUAUCUAUGAAAUUUGGACAACAGCAAGAAAUUGCUAAUGUGCUGGAUGAAAUAGCCACACGAGUUGCGGAGAAAAAGUAA
This is a messenger RNA of Gongylonema pulchrum, 285 nucleotides long. NCBI's taxonomy places the organism in Eukaryota, Metazoa, Nematoda, Chromadorea, Rhabditida, Gongylonematidae. The record is from the annotation of a GenBank genome assembly.